ACCCAUCAAUGUGCAUCAUUAUUAACCAUCACUUUCUCACUAUCUCUUGUAAUUAAGUUAAGUGCUUAUUACAAAAAUGGCUUCAAGAAAUGGUGAAGAGAAAGUUGAACAUGGCUUCAAUGAUUUUCAUGAAACAAAGAAAAAGAAUGAUUGGAUCCUUUUGUCUCUUAGGGUGGUUGCAUUUUUUGCAACUGCAGCUGCAACACUUGUGAUGGCACUCAAUAAACAGACCAAAAGUUUUGUUAUUGGCACCGUUGGUAACACCCCAUUAACUGCUACUCUUUCUGCCAAAUUUAAUCAAACUCCAGCUUUUGUGUUCUUUGUGAUAGCCAAUGGAAAUGCUAGUCUCCAUAACUUGGUGAUGAUUGCAUUAGAUAUAUUAGGACCCCAAUAUGAUUACAAAGGACUUCGCCUUGCAUUGAUUGCAAUAUUAGACAUGUUAACUAUGGCUCUGGCAUCAGCUGGAGAUGGUGCAGCAACAUUCAUGUCAGCAUUGGGAAGAAAUGGUAAUUCACAUGCAAGAUGGGAUAAGAUUUGUGACAAAUUUGAAAGCUAUUGCAACAGAGGUGGUGGUGCCCUUAUUGCUUCUUUCAUUGGCUUCAUUCUUCUCUUGAUUAUCACUGUCAUGUCCAUUUCCAAGCUUCUCAAGCCUAAUCGCAUUAACCAUGCUCCCAGUCCUUGAUAUGAUUAACAUAUAUACACCGUACUCUCUCCGUCCUAAAAUGUAAACAAAAACGAGUCAAUAUAAAUUGAUGUAUUUGGUAUAAAUUUUAAACCAAAUACAUUAACUUUUGUUGACUAAUUUUUUAUCUAUAUUUUAGGACAGAGGGAGUACACUAUUAGACAUAUAUACGAAUAUGUUGUUUUUUCUAUGUUGACUUUCUUCUGUUUGAGUGUUAGUGUUUGAUAUAUGUAAUUAGUUGUACUUGAGAGACCAAUAAAGUAUUGGAUUGCAUACAACUUUUUUACUUUUGAAAGUCUUAGAAUAUACUAUGUAGUUGGGGAAAUGAAUAAUCAUAUAUGAAUCUCUUCUUUUUUGCUA
Molecule: messenger RNA, 1042 nt
Organism: Medicago truncatula (barrel medic)
Lineage: Eukaryota; Viridiplantae; Streptophyta; Magnoliopsida; Fabales; Fabaceae
Product: CASP-like protein 1B1
Exons: 3
Coding region: 77-682 (201 amino acids)
Source: RefSeq, a predicted model, not a curated record